AUGUCUGACAGCGAAGCCGUGAUUAAGAGUGCCGACAUGAGCGAGGAGAUGCAGAAGAACGCCAUUGACUGCACGACACAGGCCCUCGAUAAAUACAGCAUUGAGAAGGAUAUUGCCAAAUAUAUUAAGACGGAGUUUGACAAAAAAUAUAGCCCCGAAUGGCAUUGCAUUGUUGGCAGUGAUUUCGGAUCGUAUGUGUCACACGAGCCGCACCAUUUCUUUUAUUUCUAUUUGGGCCAGAUAGCCAUUUUAUUGUUUAAGAGAGGUUAA
This is a messenger RNA of Drosophila kikkawai, 270 nucleotides long. RefSeq names its product dynein light chain 1, cytoplasmic-like. Gene Ontology annotation, cellular component: cytoplasmic dynein complex. Gene Ontology annotation, biological process: microtubule-based process. The record is from RefSeq and is a predicted model, not a curated record. NCBI's taxonomy places the organism in Eukaryota, Metazoa, Arthropoda, Insecta, Diptera, Drosophilidae. Gene Ontology annotation, molecular function: dynein intermediate chain binding.